UCAUGUAUUCAUCCCAACUUUGCACAUUGCUUCUGAAAAUACUACCUUUCUUUAAUUUGGCAUAACAACAAUGGAACUUCCUAUUCCAAACCUUUGCUUUACCCUUUUCUUCUUCUUAUUUCUUGCAACAACCAACGCAAGCUUAUUCCGAGAAUACAUAGGAGCAGAGAACAAUGUCAAAUUUUCAGAUGUUCCUAUUAACCAAGAUGUCGAAUUUCACUUCAUUCUCUCCUUUGCUAUUGACUAUGACACAUCAUCAUCUCCUUCUCCCACAAAUGGAAAAUUCAACGUUUUUUGGGAAACAGAAAACCUAACCCCAACCCAAGUUUCUUCCAUCAAGAGCAAGAACUCAAAUGUCAAAGUAGCCAUGAGUCUUGGAGGAGAUAGUGUUGAAGGUGGCUCUGCUUACUUUGAUCCAUCUUCAGCUGAUUCUUGGGUUUCUAACGCCGUUUCUUCGCUUACAAACAUAAUCAAGGAGUACAACUUGGACGGAAUCGACAUUGACUAUGAGCAUUUCAAAACAGACCCUGAAACAUUUGCUGAUUGCAUAGGGAGGGUAAUCAAGACUCUUAAAGCCAAUGGGGUUAUCUCUUUUGCUUCAAUUGCUCCAUUUGAUGAUGAUCAGGUUCAGAGUCAUUACAUGGCCUUGUGGAAGAGUUAUGGGAACCUCAUUGAUUAUGUUAAUUUCCAAUUCUAUGCAUAUGACAAGGGUACUAGUGUGGAUCAGUUUAUUGAUUACUUCAACAAGCAAAGUGCAAAUUACAAUGGUGGGAAGGUGUUGGUGAGUUUCAUUAGUGAUGGGAGUGGUGGGUUGUCACCAAAUGAUGGAUUCUUCACGGCAUGUCAUAGGCUGAAGAGUCAGCAAAAGCUUGAUGGUAUCUUUGUGUGGUCUGCUGAUGAUUCUAUGGGAAAUGGUUUCCCCUAUGAGAAGCAAUCACAAGCCCUUUUGGCUAUACCGUAGUAAAUUAAGAAAAAAAGUAUAUGUCAAGAACAAUUAUAAUGUAUUGAUACUUAUCAGACUUGAUAUUAUGUAAAUAUAUAUAUAUACAUACAUGAAUUUCAUGCGCAUUUUAAUUUGGCU
This is a messenger RNA of Lotus japonicus, 1081 nucleotides long. Its product is annotated as chitinase 2-like. The transcript is spliced from 2 exons. Gene Ontology annotation, molecular function: hydrolase activity, hydrolyzing O-glycosyl compounds. The record is from RefSeq and is a predicted model, not a curated record. NCBI's taxonomy places the organism in Eukaryota, Viridiplantae, Streptophyta, Magnoliopsida, Fabales, Fabaceae. Bases 71 to 961 code for a protein of 296 amino acids. Gene Ontology annotation, biological process: carbohydrate metabolic process.